AUGUUGACUCCCGGCGUCAAUAAAAUCAAGCUUGAUUUACAUCGUUAUGGCAGCGUCCAAGUCGAGGACUCACUCAAAAUCACGGUCAACUACGUUCCUCUGCUACAACUGCCCCCGCUUCAUUUGGCGAUUCUUGUAGCCAAGGAUUCACCCCUGUUGAUUGACUGUCCUCCAGCAAAGUAUGGUGGUAUUUCAACUGCUCACAGCAGUUUGGAUGCAGCAAUCUCCAAAUUCCGCAUGACGGCAUACAUGUGGCAGGCUCUUACAGCAGAAUAUUUUCGUGGAAAGAAAACGGGGAGACGUUCGUUCCGUUUUGAUGAGGAAUGGACUGUUAACAUCACAACGCAAAUAGCCCACCAAGCAGGCCCAGAUCACUCUGCUGCUAUGGGCAUGGUCGCAAAAGUUCACAUUAUUCGAUGUGAAAAAUCAGUCGCAGAGAUCCGGGAUAUGAGUUUUGAGGCCACUCUACUGAAAUCGGGUGCUCCUUUUGAACCCAGAUCUCGUCCAGUUGUUGCAGGCUUGAUCUUCGAUGCACAUUACUCAGCAGAUCAAUCCAUUAUCCUCGGCCAUGCCGCAUUGGGCUGCCAUAAGCCUAACGGUAUCUCAUUGGGAAUCUUUGGUAGUCACUUGACCUACUCCUGGCCUCGCUUCCUUCAAGAAGUCCCUGCAUGUCUCACUGAUGAGACUUCUACCGGUAAUAUCUUGGGAAAUAAGAAUGGCGAAUGUGAUAGCAUGUGGGACACAUGUGCUUUCAGUCAAUGCACAUUCCUCCAUCAAGUCGGUCAUGCAUUUGGUGCCAGGCAUACCACUAGGAUCAUGGCCAAAGAUCACUACUCCUGGACUUGGUAUUGGACUGCGAAUUUUAUCGAGAAUAAUUUCAAUGCGGACAUGGGUCUUGAUGAGAAAUGGGAUCUACGCGACGCUUUUUGGUUCAGAUCCCUUCCACAGUUUGCACUACCUGGAGAUCUUCCCAUGACGGAGGAUUUCAAGAAUGCCGCUGUCAAAAUUGAGAUCAUCGCUCAGGAAAAACUUAGCAUUGCAGAUGUCCAAAUUCGAAAUGGCGAAAAGGAUAUAUCGGAUGUAUGGCCUGAAGAUGAUGGGGACAUGACUUCGAGAAAAGGUAUCUUAUGUAUUCACUUUGAUCAUGAAUUCAUUGACCCAAACAAGCCAUUGAAAAUCACUGCAGCGGGUAUGAAUGGAAAGGAAGAGACAGUCAUGGAUGGAUGGGCCUUGCUGAAGAAAAACUCCUAUAUCUGGAUUUUUGGGAGCAAGGUCAAACUUCGGAAGCGGAGUGUUCAAUUUGAGGGGCUUGGUGAAAAUGACAUUGAAGGCUAUGUCGUCGACUGGGCUAUGCUCCUCCGCCACCGAGGAAAGAAUGGCCAGAUUUAUCGUGCCCUUUGCAUUGACCUCCAAGUUGGGGAUACCAUGAAUGGAAUAGCUGUGCACUAUGCGGAUGGUCAUUAUGAGAACUAUAGUCCAAAAGACACUCGCCAGCCUCAUACUUUUGGACAUGCCUCACUGCACCAUGGCUACCUACCUGGCGAUGAGAACAUUAUCAAGGUUCUCAUCCGUAAGCAUGAUAGUGGAAGCUUGGCUGGGAUUCGCGUGAUCCUGAGUAAUGGAGUCCACUGGGGCUGCCUCAACAAGAAUGGCGAUCAUAAUAGUGAUGGGAAUUCUGAGACCGAGACUGCUGAGAGACAUGAGGAGCAAGAUAAACAAGGUAAAUCUGUGUUCACUCUCGAGCCAACUGAAGAUGAGGUUAUUGUUGGAUUCUACGGGCAGAGCGACGCCAAAUCAGGUUUCAUUCACCAGUUUGGAAUUCUGACUGCUCCCAAAGAUGUGGAGUUGCCAGAAAGAGUCUAUUACUUGCCGGAGUUCAACAAUACCAAGUCUUGA
Penicillium malachiteum is the source of this 1896-nucleotide messenger RNA. RefSeq lists its product as uncharacterized. The record is from RefSeq and is a predicted model, not a curated record. Bases 1 to 1896 code for a protein of 631 amino acids. Gene Ontology annotation, cellular component: cytoplasm. The transcript has 3 exons. Lineage: Eukaryota; Fungi; Ascomycota; Eurotiomycetes; Eurotiales; Aspergillaceae.